GAAUCUCGAUUAUAUUAGUAAUAGCAAAAAAGGUUAAGGUUACUUGCACGAAGAGAGUUAACUCACAUACCGCGUGAUGAAUGUUAUGAGCACGCGGGUCAUAUCCCGGAUCAGACCGCUUGUACUUGCGAGAGAUGUGUCGGUAAGUUGCUGCAGGCGGAAAGAUGAUUUUCAAGAUUUGAUUCAUCCAGAAGGUCGGGAACCUGGCAUUCCACGUUACGCGGAACGCGACGGAGAGAAUACAAAUCUCAAAAGAGCACGAUUGACGUAUCAAUCUCGUAAACGUGGGAUGUUGGAGAAUGGUCUGCUUCUUAGCACCUUUGCACACAAGUAUUUGAAUGCGUUCGAUGACACGCAAUUAAGACUAUAUGAUCGACUUAUAAAUUUACCAUCCAACGACUGGGAUAUAUUCUAUUGGGCGACUGGUGUUAAACCGACUCCACCUGAAUUUGACAAUCAAGUGAUGGACUUACUGAAAAAACAUGUUCAGAAUGAAGAUCGACAAACCAGGAUAAUGCAACCAGAUCUAUAAAUCUAUAUAUAUCGUAUAGCAAAUAUAAUAGUAAGACAAGCCCUAACACGUAUAGCAGGGUAGUACGCUAAGCUCUGAUAGUGACAUAUAAACUUGAAAAGUGUUGAAAACGUCCAACGUACGACGCAUAAAAUAGUAGAUAAAUACGUAAAAGCAUAUAUUGUCGUUUGAAACAAAUCUAAUAUUAUUCCGUUCGUGUACACUCCGUUCACAUGCGUAGACGAUGAUAAAAUUAUAUUUUAUUUAUCCACGUAAGGAAAUUUUUUUAACGAAAUUUCAACAUUGGUCUCAAAAAUUAUUUUAUUACAAAAGUUUUUAUCUUACAUACAUGUCGGUCGUCUGAUGAUUACUUUGAAUUCAAAUAGAAUUAUGCGAGUGUUUAUUAUAAUCAACGUGUUUCAUUCAAUAUAAUGACUAAAACGCCAUACAGAGAGCCAUUUCGGAUAGCGCCCAAAAGGGAUCGUAUCUGUGCGCACUAUCGCAAACGCCGUAAUAAUUUAUAAUAAACGGAAAAAAA
Molecule: messenger RNA, 1049 nt
Organism: Temnothorax curvispinosus
Lineage: Eukaryota; Metazoa; Arthropoda; Insecta; Hymenoptera; Formicidae
Product: succinate dehydrogenase assembly factor 2, mitochondrial-like
Exons: 3
Coding region: 77-532 (151 amino acids)
Biological process (GO): mitochondrial respiratory chain complex II assembly; mitochondrial electron transport, succinate to ubiquinone; protein-FAD linkage
Cellular component (GO): mitochondrion
Source: RefSeq, a predicted model, not a curated record